AUGGGGCACAUGCUGUGUGUAAGUGCUGUCAGACCAGGAUGCAGCAGCUGCUGUUCAGAGAGAAGGGGCUCCCAACAAAUCCAAGGCCUUCAGCACAUGGAAGCAGUGACUACAGCAGAGCAGAGACAAGGCAUCCCGUUUGGAGCCGCCACAUCCUAUGUACAUCUAGAGAAGCUGUGUGAAGGAUCCUGUGCAACUGUGUACAAGGGGAUCAGCAGGAUCAACAGCCAGGUGGUGGCACUGAAAGUGAUCAAGCUGGAGGCAGAGGAGGGAGUGCCCUUUACAGCCAUUCGGGAAGCUUCUCUUCUCAAGUGUUUGAAACAUGCCAACAUUGUACUGCUUCAUGACAUUAUCCAGACCAAGGAGACACUAACAUUUGUCUUUGAGUACAUGCACACAGAUCUAGCACAGUACAUGGGCCAGCAUCCUGGAGGACUCCAUUCAUACAAUGUUAUGCUCUUCAUGUUCCAGCUUUUGCGUGGCCUGGCUUACAUCCACCAACAACACAUUCUUCACCGAGAUCUGAAACCCCAGAACUUGCUCAUCAGUUGCCUCGGUGAGCUCAAAUUAGCCGACUUUGGCCUUGCUCGUGCCCAGUCCAUCCCCAGACAGACAUACUCCUCUGAAGUUGUGACACUCUGGUACCGUCCUCCUGAUGUGUUGCUUGGAGCUACAGCAUAUUCUUCUGAUAUAGAUAUCUGGAGUGCAGGCUGUAUCUUUGUGGAAAUGAUCCAGGGUCAGCCAAUAUUUGCAGGAACUUCUGGUACUCAUGAACAGCUGGAGAAGAUCUGGGCGGUAUUGGGGGUCCCAACUGAAGACACCUGGCCAGGACUUUCCAAGCUUCCCAGCUAUAACCCAGAACUGGUUGUUUCCAGGAGACCUCAGAGACUCCGAGUCAUCUGUGACAGGAUGAGCAGGGUGCCAGCAGCAGAGAAUUUGGCCUCCAGGAUGCUCACAGCCUUCCCUCGAGGACGAAUCUCUGCACAAGAUGCGCUUCUUCAUAGCUUCUUCAGCCCUCUGCCUCCUCAGCUCUAUCAGGUUCCUGCUGGACAAUCAGUGCUCACAGUUCCAGGGGUGAGACUGCAACCUGAAAUCUGUGACCUGUUUGCAUCUUACCGAAAAGGCCGUGUCUCAGGAGGUUCAAGCAAGUUUUGGUAG
Messenger RNA from Vidua chalybeata, 1158 nucleotides. It is a transcript of the gene CDK15, whose product is annotated as cyclin dependent kinase 15. Gene Ontology annotation, cellular component: cytoplasm; cytosol; nucleus. NCBI's taxonomy places the organism in Eukaryota, Metazoa, Chordata, Aves, Passeriformes, Viduidae. Gene Ontology annotation, biological process: protein phosphorylation. Bases 1 to 1158 code for a protein of 385 amino acids. The transcript has 12 exons. The record is from RefSeq and is a predicted model, not a curated record. Gene Ontology annotation, molecular function: ATP binding; cyclin-dependent protein serine/threonine kinase activity; cyclin binding.